This is a messenger RNA of Westerdykella ornata, 1064 nucleotides long. RefSeq lists its product as uncharacterized. Gene Ontology annotation, cellular component: RNA polymerase III complex. Gene Ontology annotation, biological process: transcription by RNA polymerase III. Lineage: Eukaryota; Fungi; Ascomycota; Dothideomycetes; Pleosporales; Sporormiaceae. The coding region runs from base 93 to 905 and encodes 270 amino acids. The transcript has 2 exons. The record is from RefSeq and is a predicted model, not a curated record.
CGACGAAACGAGGACUUCAUUUGAAGCGAGGCACAUUUUGUUUACUCUCCUUUAUCAAGAGUAAAUAUACGCUCCCUACCACUCGACCGGUCAUGGCUCCCCGUGGAGGAGGCCGCGGCGGUUCAAGAGCGGGCCGCGCCGGCGGUGCAUUCAAUCCGUCUCGCGGCCUCACGAUCGGAGGCGUCGAGGUUGGCUGGGAUCUCACGGGUCUGAAAAUCGAGAAAGGUCCCGUUGAGCGAUUCCCUGCAAAACCGCCACCGCAAGCACCUCCGCCCACCGAGGGAGAGAGAGCGACCAUACGCCACUACUUAGCCGUGCGCGAGCGCAUCCAUGAUGGGCCCUUUUACACCAUCCUCAACGACGGCAUGAAGAGCGGGAAGAAGAGGAGGCACAACGAAGCUCCGCCAUCCGCGACUGCACUCUUCAACCCCUUCACCGAUAAUCAGACGUACACGUCCAAGUACACAAAGGUACGCCGCAGGAUACCGAAACUCGAUACGCGGCCCUACGUCACGGAGCUCUUCCCACCGGAGCUACAGUCUUUGCUCGAGGGCCCCACGACCAAUGGGGCCGACGGUGAUGCGAACCAGAACAAGAAGCGCAAGACGCUCCAGGUCGCUAGGUCCGCAACCGCCGCGUCGAAGAUUGACAGUUACAUGGCUAUGCAAGGGCAGCGGUUACGCGAUUUGGAGGAACGGGGCGGGGAAGACGUCGAUGAGGACUAUGACGAGGAGGAUGAGGAGGGCAAUGAGAAGCCCGAGGCUGUGGACGAGGAGGAUAGCUGGUCUGCCGUGUCGAGCGACUCGGAAGAGUCGGGAGACGAUUACAACGCCGAGCGGUAUUUCGACAACGGCGAUGACGACGACAUCGACGACGGUGAUCCGUAUGAGAAUGCAUAUGACUGAGAACAUAUAAUCGCUCUUAAGAUAGGAACAUGUCACGGCGUUCGGUUCGGCGAUACCCUUUUGAUUGAAUGCAGUCACAUGUUUUUGGCUUCUAGAUCUUCAUGUUUGAUCAAUCUAGAGGAUAAUGAAGUAAUGUCCAAAGACCCGAUCAUAUGUGCU